CAAAGAUGGGGAGAAGCUGAUUUGGUUCUCAUCAUGACGACGAAAUCUUCUUCCUCAGAAAUUCUAAACAACAAUACACCGAUCAAGAAUUCCAAUUCCAGUUCUUCCAGAUAUCUUCCAACAGUUUGUUUAGAAGAUUGGUGGUUGCUGAAAUCUGAAGAUGGAAAGAGAUUAUGCAUUGGAGGUUUAGUCUUAUCAGAAAAUCGAGCUAAGCGAGUAUUUUCCUCUGCACCAAUUACUAAGAGACAUAGUUUAAUGUCUCUUAAGUCAGCUGAUGGGAUCAACAUUUUAAUUCAAGGCCCUAUCAAUAAUUCUCGUUCUCAGGAAAAUGGGUUUUCUCCAGAGCAGGUUUGCAGUCGUUUCAUUGUGGGGUUUCCAUUUGGCUGGGAGGAUGUUGCUGAUCAAUGCUUGGACCAAGAAUCUGCUGGUGAUGGUGCUCCAGCUAGUAUGUCUUCCUUUGAUGAGUCAAAAGAAGUGCUGACUUCUCUGUCCAACAAGAAGACGUUCACUAACAUGAAAAGUGAAGAACCGGAAGAUCUUAGUUGCAGUUAUGAUACUGGUAUGGAUGAAGUUGUAAAAGAGUCUCCAGCAUCUACAAAUUCUGAUGUGAAAAAUGCUGAUUCAAAUGAGGCCAUUGUUGCUGUUGCUGUUCCAGUGGGCAUCCUGAGUACAAAGUUGGCUAAAGCCAAAGGUGGAGUUAAAAAAGGUAAAGUAGGUCGGAAAAAGAAGAAGGGAACAAAAUCACGUUCUAUUUCUGGGUCUACUGGCUGUGGAGUUGUACAAGUCCAUCUCAAAGAGGAUAUAAGUCAUGUUUCUGAAGGAAAGCUGGAAAGAUCUGUGUCAGAAACGCCCAUUGUAGCCAGUCCUAGUGUGCAAGAAAGAUCUGGAAGUUGCAAUUCUCAUACCAUGGAUGAGUCUACUCUGCAGAGCAUUCCCAAAGCUAACGUUAGUUGCUCGAUUGAAGUGGGUUUAGAUAAAACUACUAGCAGUAGGUUGAAUAAUAAGAAUAUAGCGUUGGAUUGUUGCAAUGACAAUGUCAAUAGUAUCCCUGAACCAAGAUUGGAGGCUAUUGAGACACAACAAAAAAAGUUCUUGAUUAGUAGCUGUGUUCCAAAUCCUUCUAGCUCUAAUAUUGACAAUGUAAAGGAGAUUAUGUGUUCACCUAAUAGCACAAGAACAGCUAGCAGAAUCAAAAUACUGGGAAACAAUUUGAAAAACAACCAACCUACCAAUAGUAAGAUUCUGCGUGAAAGAGAAAAAGUUGACUUUGUUUCCUUGGGUUCUGUUUCUGUAAAUAGUAAGGUAACAAGUACUGAUGGUAAACUAGGUGGCACAAGUACUCCUGAUCAGCCCAAUGUUCAACUGCAGGGGACUAUUCCUGGAAAACCACAUGAUGAUCAUUAUUCUAAAGAUGGGCUCCAGACAGAUUUUAUGCGUUCCCCUGUCCCUACUGGAGCUGUUGAAAAAAUUAAUUCCGGAAGUGGUAUUGAUGGCACAGAAGGUCGUGAGCUGAGAAAAUCUUGCACAUCUUUCUACAAGGUUGGUGAUGUGAAGGAUGCAAGUGACCUGGUGUCAAAGGGAAGUGAAGAAAGUAAACAUAGCCAACUGGAGAUGCCGGGAAGUAUCAUAAUGAAGGAAAAGGUACCUGCACUGCCUUCUUCUAACACUAAAAGGAAGAAACAAUCUUCAACUGCCCAAGAACGUGCUAAUCUUAAUGUCAAACGAACAAGAUCUGGAAGACUACUUUUACCUCCGUAGAGUUAUGGUGAAACCAACAAGUCCUGUAUUACAAGGUAUGUGAUAUAUAUGUCAUAUGUUCACACUUCGAGGUUGCUGACAUGCUCAGAACUACAGUUUAUAUUAGGAACUCUCUUUUCUACCCAACACUAUAUCCCUCACUGAAUUCCAUUUUACUAAUCACCUUUCACUAUUUAGUUUUCCCCCGUGGUUGCUCAAAGUCACAUCUACUAGUGGUUCCCCUUCUCUGUGAACUUUCUGUUUUUGUUCACGUUAGUUGUUUCUUGUUGGCACCGUCUUCCUUUUAAUAGGAGAGCUGAAAGCCAAACUUUCUUCUGUGUUGUAUGCUCUUGUAAAUUCUUUCCAGACUCUCAUCAUAAUAUGACUGGUUUAAAUUCCAAUUUUAGUAUCUUUAGAGUAAAA
Messenger RNA from Papaver somniferum (opium poppy), 2160 nucleotides. RefSeq names its product kinetochore-associated protein KNL-2 homolog. The transcript has 6 exons. Bases 34 to 1758 code for a protein of 574 amino acids. The record is from RefSeq and is a predicted model, not a curated record. NCBI's taxonomy places the organism in Eukaryota, Viridiplantae, Streptophyta, Magnoliopsida, Ranunculales, Papaveraceae.